CGCAUGCUCGCAGGUUUUACAUUAUUAGAAGCCUAUACAGAAGCGUGUACCUAUUCGUUAAUGGGGAGUCGUCAUCUAGUUAGGUAGAUAUCGAAGUGGUUUUGUGGCACGUCAGCGUUUGCUGGAUAACGACCGGCGGCAUUCAUGUACUGACAGAUAUUUAAGUUACCGUAAAGCUGUUUGCGUGUCGCUGGAAGAAGGGACGAUGUCGGCAAAUAAAACAAAGAAGGUCAAAAUGGCUACUAAAUCUUGUCCUGAAUGCGACCAACAGAUUCCAGUGGCGUGCAAGUCCUGCCCAUGUGGUUAUGUGUUUAUUAGCAGGAAACUCCUUAAUGCAAAGUUAAAUGAGCGCUCUUCCCCAGCCAUAGCAGACAAGCUGGACUUUAGGCGGAGGAGGACUGAGCGCAUCCGCAGAGAGAGAAUCGAGUGCCCUCUAACCAAUGACAUGGAGAACAGGAGGAGACCCCGGGCUAACAGCCAAUCAGAUCCCAUACGAAGAGGACGAGGCAGACCAAAAACAGUGGGGCUGAAGAAACAGGAAGAGGAGAAAGAGAAACAGGAGAAGGAGGUGGAUAUAUACGCGAGUCUCUCUGAUGAGAAGGCCUUUGUGUUUUCUGUGGCAUUGGCUGAGAUCAACCGCAAGAUCCUGGCGCAGAGACUGAUCCUGUGACUCAAACCCAGAGUAACUCAGAAGACGACCAAAGACACGAGACCUCUCUGGAGCUGGCUGUAUUUCACUUGGAUUACGAGACACGAUUCAUGAAACUGCAAAGUCUUAUCUCGUCGUGGCGAGAAGGAUUAGUGUUGGAAUAUCAGUUAUCAACCAUGGAUCAGAAGACUUCCAUGAAAUCACAGAGAGGAAGAGCUUAUAUGUUAUCGUAUUCAAAAUAAACGGACUGUUAUGAUCUUUACUGGAGUGACCAUGAAAGACAUUUGCAUACGAGAUUUAAAACUGUCAGUAAUUAGUGCUUUGCACAGUGCUCACCAUAUUUUAUAUGUUAGGAACCUUCUGCAGCUUCACAUGAGUUUCACAAUGCCUACGAUGUGGAUGGACUAAAACUGCAGCUCAGUGUUCAGCUCUGCUGGAGGAGGGUGGAUGUUUCUGAGGCGGAGCACUAAUGUUGCUUUUCAAAUUUGUCCCACUUUGACCUUCUGUUGUUUCUGAUUGCUAUUGGUGGCUUUGUCCACAGUGAAGCAUGAAUCUGAUUACUUUAUAAAAAUGUAUUAAAGACAGUCAACACAAACAUUUGACAUGUAGUCGGGACUCACAUGUUUAUCUUUUCUAACUU
Neolamprologus brichardi is the source of this 1289-nucleotide messenger RNA. RefSeq names its product HDAC and MIER1 interacting protein 1 (gene hdip1). NCBI's taxonomy places the organism in Eukaryota, Metazoa, Chordata, Actinopteri, Cichliformes, Cichlidae. The record is from RefSeq and is a predicted model, not a curated record.